Messenger RNA from Xenopus tropicalis (tropical clawed frog), 2353 nucleotides. It is a transcript of the gene tcea1, whose product is annotated as transcription elongation factor A (SII), 1. The record is from RefSeq and is a predicted model, not a curated record. Lineage: Eukaryota; Metazoa; Chordata; Amphibia; Anura; Pipidae. The transcript is spliced from 10 exons. The coding region runs from base 236 to 1147 and encodes 303 amino acids. Gene Ontology annotation, molecular function: zinc ion binding; nucleic acid binding. Gene Ontology annotation, cellular component: nucleus. Gene Ontology annotation, biological process: DNA-templated transcription; transcription elongation by RNA polymerase II.
AGGGGUACCUACACUCACAGUGACAGUAGACCCACUGCUACUUCCGUUUGGUCGCACUUAGCUUCCGGUUCGGGCCAAAGGUUUUUAGAUGGUGCUUUGCUGAGCGAUCGAGCAGGCGGGAAAUCAGUCGGGUUAGGGCGGUGUUAUUGCCUGUUCCCCGCCUCUUUCCUUGCUGCUGACUGACUGAGCGUGGGGACUAUCGGCACGGCGAGCGAGGGCCCGGGGGAUCGGAAACAUGAGUUCUGCGGCGGGUGAUGAAAUCAUUCACAUCGCCAAGAAGAUGGAGCGGAUGGUGCAGAAGAAAAACACGGCAGGAGCUCUGGAUUUAUUGAAAGAACUUAAAAAUCUUCCUAUGACCUUGGAGCUGCUUCAGUCCACCCGGAUUGGAAUGUCUGUGAAUGCCAUCCGUAAACAAAGCGGGGAAGAAGAAGUGACUUCUCUAGCCAAGUCUCUUAUCAAGUCCUGGAAAAAGCUCUUAGAUGGACCAUCAGCUGACAUGGAAGAAAAGAGAAAAGAUCAACCAGCACCUGCACAGAAUAGCCCAGAAGCCAGGGAAGAGAGUUCUAGCACAAACAUUAGUGCCCGAAAGGAAGAAUGUCCAGCUCCUUCAGACGGCUUCAUUACUUCUUUUCCCAGAGCACCUAGUACUUCAGAUUCAGUAAGAAUUAAAUGUCGAGAGCUAUUGGCUACAGCACUAAAAACAGGAGAUGACCACAUUGCCAUUGGUGCUGAUGUUGAUGAACUUGGUGCUCAGAUCGAGGAAGCAGUAUUUCAAGAAUUCAAAAACACAGAAGCAAAAUACAAAAACAGAAUCCGGAGCAGAAUUGCAAACCUCAAGGAUGCAAAAAAUCCAAACCUGAGAAGAAAUGUUCUAUGUGGAAACAUUGCUCCUGAUUUGUUUGCAAGAAUGUCUGCAGAGGAAAUGGCUAGUGAUGAGCUGAAAGAAAUGCGUAAAAAUCUGACCAAAGAGGCUAUCCGAGAGCAUCAGAUGGCCAGGACAGGAGGCACAGAGACUGACCUGUUCACCUGCGGGAAAUGCAAAAAGAAGAAUUGCACUUACACCCAGGUUCAGACCCGAAGCGCUGAUGAACCGAUGACAACAUUUGUCUUUUGUAACGAGUGUGGAAACAGAUGGAAGUUUUGCUAAUGGGAGAAGACACCACUACAUCUAGAAAAAAAGAAAGGAAGAGACCAUUUUGUAACUAGCCAAAUCUUGUAGAUUUCCGCAGAGAAGUUCCAAUCCGGAUUUAUCCAUAGGACUUGCUGGGUUUUUAAGUUCGAUCACUUUGUGAAAUAGUUUUCUUUCACAGCAGGGAGAGUAUGCACCAAUUUUUAUGGUGCAUGUUUAAAAAAACAAAAAAGAAAGAAAAAAAAAUGUUUUUAUAACUGAGGCAGCAUUAAACUUUUAUUGAUACAGUUGUGCCAUUCGUUCCCUUGCUUUUGGCGUUAGAGCUUCCAUAGAACUACUCCUGAUCGUAGUCCUUUUCCCUAACUUAUAAAUACUUUGUGUUUCUUAUAAAGUGGCAUUAUACACCACUGUCUGCUUGCAGGUACGGCCCAGCGUCAUGCAGCAUCUGGUGAAAUAUUGAAUACUAUGUGGUCCAAUUUCCAGGCCAAUUGCACAUUUUCUGCUGCGCUUUUCCUAUGAAUUUUAAGCCCUGUGAUGUCGGGUCAUGCAGCUCACAUCUCUUUGGAGAAUAAGCAUAUAAAGGAGAGUCAAACUCGAAAUAUUAUUUUUAAAUACUUGAUUCCCAAUAGGGUUGGUUACUUUUUUUGCUGUGCUUUAGAAUUUUGUUCUUUGCUAGUGGUGUCAGGUUUUCCUGUCACUGCCAUGAGCACAGAUGAAAGCAGACUUUAGUGGACCUGCCUUGAUGAAAAUGUUUGCGUCACUGUGCCCAGACAGAAGUGCUGCCUGAUCUGCGUUCCCUUGUAACAGUGGGCUGCACUUAUCAAAUUGCUAUGGGGGGGUGGGUUAACAGCCAUUUAAUAAAUAAAGUGUUAUCCUGAAACAUGGCAAGUGGAUUCUCACUAAUAUGCUACCUUAUGUCAGAUGUUAAAAUAAUGUAUCUUCUUGGCAAUGUUGCUUUGCACUAGGUCCCUGUACGUCACAACUGUUAGUAGAAUAUAAGUUGGCAGUCAGUGUUUGCUUUCUUCUCCCCCUGGGUUUAGAGUGUGCUAGUUUUAAUGGUUUAUUGACAUGCGCAAUCCAGUUUCAUAGUGAGAAAUACUGUACACCGGAUUUCAUGGAACACACCCUAAAAAUGUCGUUCUACUGUGCUCUGUCCCAACCAUCAUUUUAUGUUCAUACCUGUAAGCUGUAAUGUUCUCUAAGUAAAUGCCUUUGAUUACUUUA